This is a messenger RNA of Lathyrus oleraceus (garden pea), 2106 nucleotides long. Its product is annotated as CDT1-like protein a, chloroplastic. NCBI's taxonomy places the organism in Eukaryota, Viridiplantae, Streptophyta, Magnoliopsida, Fabales, Fabaceae. The transcript has 2 exons. Gene Ontology annotation, cellular component: nucleus. The record is from RefSeq and is a predicted model, not a curated record. The coding region runs from base 436 to 2106 and encodes 556 amino acids. Gene Ontology annotation, molecular function: DNA binding; DNA polymerase binding. Gene Ontology annotation, biological process: DNA replication checkpoint signaling; DNA replication preinitiation complex assembly; mitotic cell cycle.
GAUGAAGAAGAUGCUGAUAAAGGUGAAGACGAAGAAGAAAAGCCUAAAACAAAGACAGUGAAGGAAACAACUUAUGAGUGGGAACUUUUAAAUGAUGUGAAGGCUGUAUGGCUGCGAAGUCCAAAGGAGGUUACAGAGGAAGAGUAUACCAAAUUCUACAACUCUCUUGCCAAGGAUUUUAGCGGCGACAAACCUUUAUCAUGGAGCCACUUUACUGCUGAAGGUGAUGUCGAGUUCAAAGUAGUCUUUUAUGCGCCACCAAAAGCACCUCAGGACUUGUACGAAAGUUAUUACAAUUCAAACAAAUCAAACUUGAAGUUGUAUGUUAGACGAGUGUUCAUUUCAGAUGAAUUUGAUGAAUUGUUGCCUAAGUAUCUGAGCUUUUUGAUUGGUCUUGUUGAUUCUGACACUUUGCCACUGAAUGUAUCACGAGAAAUGCUUCAACAACACAGUAGUCCGAGGACAAUAAAAAAGAAACUUAUUAGGAAAGCCCUUGAUAUGAUCUGUAAGCUUGCUGAAGAGGAUCCUGAUGAGUCCACUGACAAAGAAAAGAAAGAAGAGUCGUCUUCUGAAGUUGAUAAGAAGAGCUUGUCUGUGAAGCCGGAUUUGAAGAUCACCUUGGUUUUCGAAGUUGUAAAAGAUCACUCUGAACAGUCUGCAGAUAUAGCUCUUAGACGACUUUUUAAUUCCAGGCUGAUUAAUUUCUUUAAUCUGCACCCUCAGGUUACUAAGAUUCCACAGUCCAGACUACCAGAGCCCUUUAGCCAAGAAGCUUGUAAUUUGGCUUUCAAUGAAGGGCCUGCAGAUUUUGCAGCAGAACUUUCAUCAACUUCCAAUGAAGUUGUAGAGCAGCUGAACAACUUACAUUUGACUCCAUCUUUUAAAAGACGAUUUUAUCAGAGGAAUGCUACUGAACAGACGGUCCAGACUAAGCAAGUUCAAAGCUUUUCAUCAUCCGAAACCUCUCUGUCAUCAGAUGAAUCUGACUCCCUAGACAACCAAGAAAGUGAAAGCUCAUGGCAGAGAGAAUGUACACCAUUGUCUGAUUGUGAGAGUAAUCCUAAUGCAGAAAGUGGCAAGCAGAAGGAAUCAUUGGCAAUGUCUUUUCAGGCAAAUGUUAUUAAUACACCAUCAGAACAUAAGAUAUCCUCUCCGCGUUUUGUUAGCCGCUGUAAUUCUGAAAGCCCUGAUUUAAAAAUUGUCUCUUGUGCUGAUAGUUUGUUGACACAGACACCUGCUCUGUCAGCACCUGAGAGAUUGGUGCUUGGCUCUGAUGUUAAGCCUCAGAAAAUGACUGCUCAAAAGUCUAUGUCAGGCUUUAAGCCCGCAAAAAGAGCGCUUGACUUUACACUCACAGAAGGCAAUGGUGAUUUCGAUUAUAGAGCAGACAUGUUAGAAUCUAGCAAAGCUAUGCCUGAAUCUGAGUAUUGCAAAUCUUUUGAUUCUGUUUCCCUGCCUCGAGAGAUACAAGAGAAUCUUUGUUAUUCCUUUGAGAAAAUCAACCAAAAUCAAAUUAGUUUGGAUGCAUCAGAUGACAAUCCUCCAUCAUUAGUGGAACUAGUUAAUGUGAUUGACUCUAUAUUUAGCUCUGCCAAAACAAAUGAAAUCACAAAAGAGGAGCUCCUGCAAAAGAUAAUGGUUAACUGUUCAGAUUUUGUUAAGGCUACUGAGAAGAAAUCAAAGAAGCAAAGAUCUUCCAAAUCCCAAUCUACCGGUCAAGCGAAGGGAUUGCUAAAAAAUGUAACUCUGCAGCAGUCGAAGAAUUCAGAAUCUGAAAAGCCAAAUUAUAGUCAUCAAGAAGUUAGUGACCUCACUACUAAUAUUUCAGAAAGCAUCAUUAAAAUACUUGUUGAGAAUGACUCAAAGUCAUUUAGUCCUGUUGCCUCCCAGAAUACUGAAUUGCCUGCAGGGAGAGCUUGGAAGCCUGCUCCUGGUUUCAAGGCGAAGUCUCUAUUAGAAAUCCAACAUGAAGAGCAGAAAAAGGCACGGACAGAGAUGCCUGUAAUUGAGGUUGCUACUACCGUCAAUUCCCACAGUGUGACUACUCCCUGGGUUGGAGUUGUGGCCAAUCCAGACUCUAUCAAGGUGUCCAGUCAAAAUCAUUGA